This is a messenger RNA of Lactuca virosa, 228 nucleotides long. NCBI's taxonomy places the organism in Eukaryota, Viridiplantae, Streptophyta, Magnoliopsida, Asterales, Asteraceae. The record is from the annotation of a GenBank genome assembly.
AUGAAAGCUAGAUCUCAAUAUCAUAUUCAACCUUGGCACUUCCUUCGUUUUCCUGGUGAUCUUCCUUUCCUAUUUGAAACCGGUUACAUUUCAGUAGGUAAAAAUGAUGACGUACAGUACUUUUACUAUUUCUUUGAGUCGGAAAGGAGCCCGAAAAACGACCCUCUCUUACUUUGGGUCAGAGGAGGGCCUGGUUGUGGUGUUCUCACUUCUAUUCUGCUUCAGAUA